Scomber japonicus (chub mackerel) is the source of this 1127-nucleotide messenger RNA. RefSeq lists its product as uncharacterized. NCBI's taxonomy places the organism in Eukaryota, Metazoa, Chordata, Actinopteri, Scombriformes, Scombridae. The transcript has 5 exons. The coding region runs from base 6 to 1127 and encodes 373 amino acids. Gene Ontology annotation, cellular component: plasma membrane. The record is from RefSeq and is a predicted model, not a curated record. Gene Ontology annotation, biological process: cell surface receptor signaling pathway.
CAAGAAUGUUCUUUAAUCUAGUUAUAAAACACAUCAAGAUGAUAGUUUUCUUCUGCAUAACCUUUAAUAUCAUACUGGUUUCAGGUUCCUCUCUGAGUGACCAAGUCCACCAGACUCCAGCUAACAUGUACAAAAAACCAGGAGAACAAGCCAAGAUUAACUGUUCACACAGUAUUCAAAGCUACGAUCGAAUCCUCUGGUACAAACAAUUAGAAGACAGACAGCUGGACUUUCUGGGAUACAUGGGGGGAGACACUGGAAUACCAGAGAAACAAUCUGGUGUGGAGAUCACGGGGAGUGCAAAUAAAGACCAAAACUGUACAUUAACAGUUGAAGGACUGAAGCUGAACAGCACCUCACAUCUCAACUUCUUUAACAUGAUGUUCAUGGUCUUCAUGUUUUGUUUCCUUCAUCUGCCGGGAAAUAACGGUGCCUCUCAUACCACCAAUGUCCUCCAAACACCUCCAUUCAUCAUUAAGAGAACUGGUGAAUCUGUUGACCAUGAGAUCUACUGCGCACACAAGAUAAAAAAUUAUGACGUUAUUCUCUGGUACAAACAAGACAAAUACAAAUAUCUCAAGUUACUGGGAUAUCUGAACGUGAACAUCCUAAACCCAGAGGAAGAUGUGAAAGGAAAUAUCAGCUUCAUUGGAGAUGGCCGUACACAUUCAAACCUGACUAUAUCUGAUGUUUCAUUAAAUGACAGUGCAGUGUAUUUCUGUGCUGCCAGUCAGCACAGUGCUGCAGAUUCCCCUCAGCUCACUACAAAAACCCUUCAUCUGUUUAACAGGCAGACUAAAUGUAUAAUUGAUGGGAAUGAUGUCAACCAGAUACCCAUACUGUGGAAAGACAAGGAACAUAAUGCAACAAUCCACUGCAGCCACACUAAGGACGCUACCUAUUAUCAGAUGUACUGGUACAGACAGCUGCCAGGAGAAAGGAUGAAACAAAUAGUUUACACUACCCUGAGUCCUCCUCACCAAUAUGAGAAUGGCUUUACUAAAGCCCGAUUUCCAGCAGAGAAGGAAGAUUAUAAGAGUGGAUCUUUGACAGUAGUGAAUCUGCUACCUGAAGACAGCGGAGUGUAUUUUUGUGCUGUGAGUGAGCACAGUGAUAUAGGUGACUGA